This is a messenger RNA of Cynara cardunculus var. scolymus (artichoke), 662 nucleotides long. RefSeq names its product probable histone H2A variant 3. Gene Ontology annotation, cellular component: nucleosome. The coding region runs from base 128 to 544 and encodes 138 amino acids. The transcript is spliced from 3 exons. NCBI's taxonomy places the organism in Eukaryota, Viridiplantae, Streptophyta, Magnoliopsida, Asterales, Asteraceae. The record is from RefSeq and is a predicted model, not a curated record. Gene Ontology annotation, molecular function: DNA binding; protein heterodimerization activity; structural constituent of chromatin.
AAAAGCAAAUCUGCUCAAUUGUCAGGAGUCAUAAAUAGUGUCACCAGAAACGCCAUUCCCCAAUUUUAAAUUCUUCUUCCUCGAGCUUUCAUCUCUUCUCCAGUCUUCAAUUUUGUCAGGUGUGAAAAUGGCGGGAAAGGGUGGGAAAGGUCUAUUGGCCGGAAAAACACCUGCAACUGCAGCUGCAGCUAACAAGGACAAAGAUAAGAAGAGGCCGACUUCAAGGUCUUCUAGAGCUGGUCUUCAGUUUCCUGUAGGGAGGAUCCAUCGUCAUCUAAAAACAAGAACUUCUGCAAACGGUCGAGUUGGAGCAACGGCUGCUGUUUACUCUGCUGCGAUUCUUGAAUACUUAACAGCGGAAGUGCUCGAGUUGGCUGGAAACGCUAGCAAAGAUUUGAAGGUGAAAAGAAUAACUCCAAGGCAUUUGCAACUAGCGAUUCGUGGUGACGAGGAGCUCGACACAUUGAUCAAAGGUACGAUUGCGGGAGGUGGUGUUAUUCCUCAUAUUCACAAGUCUCUUAUCAACAAAACCACAAAGGAAUGAGUCUUUUUUCCUUUUUAAUAAGGUUCAUUUUAUUUGUUGGUCUUUUAGAGAAUGUGUUUUCAUGAUGAUUUACUGGUUUUAUAUUUGGAAUGUAACUUGUGAUUUGAUUCCUUUUUAA